This is a messenger RNA of Solanum pennellii, 741 nucleotides long. Its product is annotated as putative phosphatidylglycerol/phosphatidylinositol transfer protein DDB_G0282179. Gene Ontology annotation, biological process: intracellular sterol transport. The transcript has 4 exons. NCBI's taxonomy places the organism in Eukaryota, Viridiplantae, Streptophyta, Magnoliopsida, Solanales, Solanaceae. The record is from RefSeq and is a predicted model, not a curated record. The coding region runs from base 70 to 549 and encodes 159 amino acids. Gene Ontology annotation, molecular function: sterol binding.
GACUUGUGUUUUUUUUUUUCUAUUUGUUUUCUUCAUUAUAUCUUCCAUUUUUGUACUUUGCUUCAAUCAAUGGCAAUGGCAGCUAUGAAACUCUUCAUCACUCUUCUCUUCUUACUAUGUCUUGUCUCUUCACUCACUUCAGCUACAUCCACCGAUUUCGAUUAUUGCAAUAAAAAGGCCAACUAUGAUGUUAAGGUCAGUCAAAUAGAUAUAACACCUUAUCCUAUUAAGGGAGGUAGAACAACAACAUUCAGUAUUACUGCAGAGACAGGUAGGAAUCUCACUGGAGGAAAGCUGGAGAUUGAUGUCAAGUAUUUCUUCUUAAAUGUCCACCAUGAGGACAUUGACCUUUGUAAAGAGACAUCUUGCCCAGCGUCCGGUGAUUUCGUCAUUUCCCACUCACAAGAGUUGCCUGGAUUUACCCCACCUGGAUCAUACACUCUGACAAUGAAGAUGGUGGAUGAAAAGAAUAAGCAACUGUCAUGCAUAACUUUUAGCUUCAGCAUCAGUUUGUUCGAUGAAUCCGAGGCGUUAUCGGCAUCCAUCUAGCUUGGCAGUCCAAGAACCUAGUGACAAAUAAUGGUUCUCUAGAACUGUUUCUGCUUAAUGUGUAGUAGUACUUGUAUUUUGUGGUAGUACUGUGUGUUUAUGUGGCUUUUUCUUGUACCUCUUAAUACAGUGAUACUUGUUCUGGUUUUUAAUCAGAUAUAUUAUCAAGUGAACUGUGUUUCUUUGUCCCUA